Closterium sp. NIES-65 is the source of this 1170-nucleotide messenger RNA. The record is from the annotation of a GenBank genome assembly. NCBI's taxonomy places the organism in Eukaryota, Viridiplantae, Streptophyta, Zygnematophyceae, Desmidiales, Closteriaceae.
AUGGCGCCUAAGGGAAAGGCCAAGACCCUGCCAGAUGUCUCGUCGCAGGAGGCUCCUUCGGCUUCUGUGGAUGCGCCUGUCGCGGCUCCUGCUUCCGCUUCUUCUGUUCCUGUUGACAAAGGCAAGGACAACGUUCUGGAGGAGUCAGUUCAUGUGACAAUCCCCGAUGCUCCUGCAAGCGGCUCUGGACUUUCCUUGGAGGAGCGCUUGUGCUCCCUUCGUACGGCGCCUCCUGACAGUGGCUUCAUUGAAGAUGAUUCUGACGAGGAGCUUGAAGUCGACGUCAGGACGGAGGCGUUCAACCGUGUUCGCCAUACUGCAAUCCUGCUUAUCCCCGUGGCUCUUGCUCUGGAGGUCGCUUCCAUCAUUACCACGGUGCGAACCUUGAUGCGACAUGUCUGGUCGUCAGCGCUUUCUGAUGGUGCGGUCGACUCGGCGAAGUUUCAGGAGCUGCUCCCGGCGUAUGUGGCGAAGACCCGCUACAGCCGUCUGCUGGUCUCCCUCCUGCGCGAAGAGGACAUAAUGUGUAUCAGAUCCAGGGAAGUUGACUACACGCGUCCUAACGGCACGGUCUUCCGGCUCUACUGGCAGCACACGGAUGAUCCUGCUUUUGUGCGCGAGCGGGCGACGAACAAGCAAGCAGUUGAGGUGGUGAUUUGGGACGUACCUGCGACGAAGUCAUCGGAGAUGUUGCGGGAGCUGAUGGUGGUUUACCAGCUGCGGAAUCGGCGGCAGUCGGCCUUCAAGGAUGGCGUCUGUUUCCAUCGUGUCCUGCAUCCCGUCACUGGUGCUGAUACUGAUGUUGUUAAGGGCCUCGUGAUCCCUCACCCUGGUGACCGCUACUGCUGGCGUCACGUGUUUGAGGACCCCCUGGAGCUCGGUCGCCGUUUCUUGUCGUCUUCUGCAGCCGCGUCUCUUCCGGCAUCACCGCUGAUAACUCCUGUCCUGCUGGAUCCGGCCAUGGUCCUGGUCUCCACUGGAGGGAACCGGGAAGAAUGGCUCUGCACGCAAGUGGGCUGCGGGAAGGCGAAAGGGAAGAGCUUCAUGACUGCAGCGGAACACAUCACCUCGGCGAAUCACCUCAUCCAUCUGGAGAAGCUCGGUUCUGCAACUCGGGCCUCGCUCGAGCGCGCCGGUCUCAACGUCACGAAGAAGGAGUAUGGGUUUUAA